This is a messenger RNA of Medicago truncatula (barrel medic), 2739 nucleotides long. RefSeq names its product protein fluG. The coding region runs from base 70 to 2583 and encodes 837 amino acids. NCBI's taxonomy places the organism in Eukaryota, Viridiplantae, Streptophyta, Magnoliopsida, Fabales, Fabaceae. Gene Ontology annotation, molecular function: glutamine synthetase activity; hydrolase activity. The transcript has 18 exons. The record is from RefSeq and is a predicted model, not a curated record.
ACCAAGCACAAAGAUAGAAAAAAAGGAUUUUGUCUCUAAGCACUUCAGACAAGACAAAGGUGUGAUAGAAUGGAUUUGAGUGAGUUAAGAAAAGCGGUGGAAGAAGUUGAACUUGUGGAUGGUCAUGCCCACAACAUAGUUUCUCUUCAAUCCAACUUGCCCUUUAUUCAUGCCUUUUCUGAAGCUCAAGGUGAUGCUCUUGCUUCUUCACAACACUCUCUAUCCUUCAAGAGAAAUCUAAGGGAUUUAGCUGAGCUAUAUGGAUGUGAGUUAUCUUUGCAAGGUGUUGAAGAACACCGAAAAGUCUCUGGAUUGGAAUUGUCAUGUUCAACAUGUUUCAAAGCUGCAAGAAUCUCUGCUAUACUCAUGGAUGAUGGGUUUGAAUUGGACAAAAUGCAUGAUAUAGAAUGGCAUAAGAGUUUUGUACCUCUUGUUGGUAGAAUCUUAAGAAUUGAAAAAGUAGCCGAGGAAAUCCUUGAUCAAGAUUUGCCUGAUGGAUCUUGCUGGACAUUGGAUUCAUUCACUAAAGCAUUCGUCUCUAAGUUGAAAUCAGUUGCUGGUGAGAUCUAUGGAUUAAAAAGUAUAGCUGCAUACCGCAGUGGCCUAGAAAUCAAUACAAAUGUCACUAACCAAGAUGCCGAGGAAGGUCUCGGACAGGUGUUACUUGCUCGGAAGCCUGUCCGUAUUGCAAACAAGAAUCUUAUCGACUACAUCUUCUUGCAAAGUCUGGAUGUUGCUCAAUCCUAUGACUUGCCAAUGCAGAUACACACAGGGUUUGGGGACAAAGAUUUGGAUAUGCGACUCGCAAAUCCUCUUCAUCUCCGUUCAGUUUUCGAGGACAAGAGAUACUCAAAAUCUCGGAUCGUUCUUUUACAUGCAUCCUAUCCAUUCUCAAGGGAAGCAUCAUAUCUAGCAUCUGUGUACCCUCAGGUUUACCUUGAUUUUGGUCUGGCAAUUCCAAAGCUGAGUGUACAUGGGAUGAUUUCAUCAUUGAAAGAGCUUUUAGAGCUGGCUCCAAUAAAUAAGGUGAUGUUUAGUACCGAUGGAUGUAUAUUUCCAGAAACCUUCUACUUAGGUGCAAAGAAGUCUCGCGAAGUUGUUUUCUCCGUUCUGCGUGAUUCAUGCCUUGAUGGUGAUCUCACUGUUCCCGAGGCUGUGGAAGCUGCAAAAGGCAUCCUUGCAAGAAAUUCAAUUCAUUUCUAUAAGAUUAAUCUUGCUAACAGUGUUAUUAGUUCAGAUAAUAAUUUACAACUAAAUGUGAUUGAUGACGAUUUAGAGACUGAUGUUUCAUUUAUUCGUAUAAUGUGGGUUGAUAACUCGGGACAGCACAGAUGUCGUGCUGUUCCUAGGAAGCGUUUCAAUGAUUUUGUUUCGAAGAAUGGCGUUGGUUUAGCUUUUGCGACUAUGGGAAUGACCUCUUUUUUAGAUGGACCUGCAGCUGGGUCAGGGUUAGGUGCAGUUGGAGAAACAAGAUUAACACCUGAUUUGUCUACUAAAAGGAGGAUUCCUUGGAGCAAGGAAGAUGAAAUGGUUUUAGGUGAUCUAAAUGUUAAACCUGGCCAAGCAUGGGAGUAUUGCCCAAGAGACGCCUUAAGAAGAGUUUCCAAAAUUCUGAAAGAUGAAUUUAACUUGGUAAUGAAUGCAGGUUUUGAGAAUGAGUUUUUUCUCUUGAAGAGCAUAACAAGGGAGGGGAAAGAAGAAUGGAUACCAUUUGACUCGAGUCCUUACUGUUCCUCAUCAGCAUUUGAUGCAGCUACCCCAGUACUUCGCGAAGUUGCUUCUGCUUUACAUUCCAUGGGCAUUCCUGUAGAACAGUUACACGCAGAAGCUGGAAAAGGUCAAUUUGAGCUGGUUUUGGGACAUACCAUUUGUACUAAAUCUGCAGACAACUUAGUUUAUACACGUGAAACUGUUCGGGCAAUUGCCAGAAAACAUGGCUUGCUUGCUACUUUUAUUCCAAAGUACAAAUUAGAUGAUUUGGGUUCUGGAUGCCAUGUUCAUCUAAGUUUGUGGCAGAAUGGUAAAAAUGUAUUUAUGGCAUCUGAUGGAUCAUCAAAGUAUGGAAUAUCAACUUUGGGAAAAGAAUUUAUGGCUGGAGUUCUUUAUCAUCUUCCUUCAAUUUUGCCAUUUGUUGCACCACUUCCUUCAAGUUAUGAUCGGUUGCAGCCCAACACAUGGAGUGGUGCAUACUUGUUCUGGGGAAAUGAAAAUAAGGAGGCUCCACUGCGCGCUACAUCGCCGCCCGGAACUCCCGGUGGUCUAACGAGUAACUUUGAGGUUAAAUCAUUUGAUGGUUCUGCAAAUCCAUACUUGGGCUUAGCUGCUAUAAUUUCUGCUGGCAUUGAUGGGCUUCGUCGGCAUCUUUCUCUUCCUGAACCUGUCGAUACAGAUCCAAAUCCAGAAAACCUUCAGAGAUUGCCAAUAUCACUUUCUGAAUCUUUAGAAGCUCUCCAUAAGGCCGACUUUCUUGAGGAAUUUAUCGGUGAUAAGUUGCUGACUUGCAUAAAAGCAAUUCGAAAGGCUGAAAUUGAUCAUUACUCGGAGAACAAGGAAGCAUACAAGCAGCUCAUACACCGUUAUUAGGCUAGCUGUCUUUUUUUUUUCUUCAUGUGUAAUGAGUAAUGACUGGUCAGCGCAUUAUUUAGAUUAUGGAGAAUUUUUCACAUUAGAAAUUUUCAUAGCUUGCAUUACACUUUUGAGUUUAAUAGUUCUAAUAAAAUUAAGAAUAAUUGUAUCUCA